Molecule: messenger RNA, 5484 nt
Organism: Trichechus manatus latirostris (Florida manatee)
Lineage: Eukaryota; Metazoa; Chordata; Mammalia; Sirenia; Trichechidae
Gene: SCN4A
Product: sodium voltage-gated channel alpha subunit 4
Exons: 24
Coding region: 1-5484 (1827 amino acids)
Biological process (GO): membrane depolarization during action potential; sodium ion transmembrane transport; neuronal action potential
Cellular component (GO): plasma membrane; axon; voltage-gated sodium channel complex
Molecular function (GO): voltage-gated sodium channel activity; protein binding
Source: RefSeq, a predicted model, not a curated record
AUGGCCAGGAUGUCUCUGCCUACCCUGGUGCCUCUGGGCCCCGACUGCCUGCGCCCCUUCACCCGGGAGUCCCUGGCUGUCAUAGAACAGCGGGCCGCAGAGGAGGAGGCCCGGCGGCUGCGCAACAAGCAGAUGGAGAUCGAGGAUGCUGAGCACAAGCCGCGCAGUGACCUGGAGGCCGGCAAGAACCUGCCUCUCAUCUAUGGGGACCCCCCACCAGAGGUCAUCGGCAUCCCCCUGGAGGACCUGGACCCCUACUACUGCGACAAGAAGACCUUCAUCGUGCUCAACAAGGGCAAGGCCAUCUUCCGCUUCUCCGCCACGCCUGCUCUCUACAUGCUGAACCCCUUCAGCAUCAUCAGGCGUGGUGCCAUCAAGGUGCUCAUCCACUCGCUGUUCAGCAUGUUCAUCAUGAUCACCAUCUUGAGCAACUGUGUGUUCAUGACCAUGAGCGACCCACCUCCCUGGUCCAAGAACGUGGAGUAUACCUUCACAGGAAUCUAUACCUUCGAGUCCCUCAUCAAGAUACUGGCCCAAGGCUUCUGCAUUGACGACUUCACAUUCCUCCGGGACCCCUGGAACUGGCUGGACUUCAGCGUCAUUGUGAUGGCGUACCUCACAGAGUUUGUGGACUUGGGCAACAUCUCAGCCCUGAGGACCUUCCGAGUGCUGCGGGCCCUGAAAACCAUCACGGUCAUUCCAGGCCUGAAGACGAUUGUGGGGGCCCUAAUCCAGUCAGUGAAAAGGCUGUCAGAUGUCAUGAUCCUCACCGUCUUCUGCCUGAGUGUCUUUGCCCUGGUGGGGCUGCAGCUCUUCAUGGGAAACCUGCGGCAGAAGUGCGUGCGCUGGCCCCCACCCUUCAACAACACCAACACCACGUGGUACGGCAAUGACACGUGGUACGGCAAUGACACAUGGUACGGCAAUGACACGUGGUAUAGCAACGACACAUGGAACAGCCGUGAGAGUUGGGUCAGCAACUUCCCCUUUGACUGGGAUGCCUACAUCAGCGAUGAAGGGAACUUCUAUUUCCUGGAGGGCUCCAACGAUGCCCUGCUUUGUGGGAACAGCAGUGACGCCGGGCACUGCCCCGAGGGGUACAAGUGCAUCAAGACGGGGCGGAACCCCAACUAUGGCUACACGAACUACGACACCUUCAGCUGGGCCUUCCUGGCUCUCUUUCGCCUCAUGACACAAGACUACUGGGAGAACCUCUUCCAGCUGACCCUGCGAGCAGCCGGCAAGACUUACAUGAUCUUCUUCGUGGUCAUCAUUUUCCUGGGCUCCUUCUACCUCAUCAAUCUGAUCUUGGCAGUGGUGGCCAUGGCAUAUGCUGAACAGAACGAGGCCACGCUGGCCGAAGCCCAGGAGAAAGAAGAGGAGUUUCAGCAGAUGCUACAGAAAUUCAAAAAGCAACAGGAGGAACUGGAGAAGGCCAAGGCCGCCCAGGCUCUGGAAGGUGGGGAGGCAGAUGGGGACCCGGCCCACGGCAAAGACUGCAAUGGCAGCCUGGACACGGCCCCGGGGGAGAAGGGGCCCCCGAGGCAGAGCCACAGCACAGACAGUGCCAUGGAAGAGCUGGAAGAGGCCCACCAGAAGUGCCCGCCAUGGUGGUACAAGUGCGCACACACAGUGCUCAUAUGGAACUGCUGCACUCCGUGGAUGAAGUUCAGGCGCAUCAUCCACCUGAUUGUCAUGGACCCCUUCGUUGACCUGGGCAUCACCAUCUGCAUCGUGCUCAACACCCUCUUCAUGGCCAUGGAACAUUACCCCAUGACGGAGCACUUUGACAACGUGCUCACUGUGGGCAACCUGGUCUUCACUGGCAUCUUCACGGCUGAGAUGGUACUGAAGCUGAUUGCCAUGGACCCCUAUGAGUAUUUCCAGCAGGGCUGGAACAUCUUCGACAGCAUCAUCGUCACCCUCAGCCUGGUGGAACUGGGCCUGGCCAAUGUGCAGGGGCUGUCUGUGCUGCGCUCCUUCCGGCUGCUACGGGUCUUCAAGCUGGCCAAGUCGUGGCCAACGCUGAACAUGCUCAUCAAGAUCAUCGGCAACUCGGUGGGGGCUCUGGGCAACCUGACGCUGGUGCUGGCCAUCAUUGUGUUCAUCUUCGCCGUGGUGGGCAUGCAGCUGUUCGGCAAGAGCUACAAGGAGUGCGUGUGCAAGAUUGCCGCCGACUGCAGCCUGCCACGCUGGCACAUGAACGACUUCUUCCACUCCUUCCUCAUCAUCUUCCGCAUCCUGUGCGGGGAGUGGAUCGAGACCAUGUGGGACUGCAUGGAGGUGGCCGGCCAGGCCAUGUGCCUCACCGUCUUCCUCAUGGUCAUGGUCAUUGGCAAUCUGGUGGUCCUGAACUUGUUCCUGGCCCUGCUGCUGAGCUCCUUCAGCGCGGACAGCCUGGCGGCCUCAGAUGAGGACGGCGAGAUGAAUAACCUGCAGAUCGCCAUUGGGCGUAUCAAGUGGGGCAUUGGCUUCGCCAAGGCCUUCCUCCUGGGACUGGUGCACGGCAAGGUCCUGAGCCCCAAGGAGAUAAUGCUCAGCCUCGGGGAGCCCUGCGAGGCCAUGGAGGCCGGGGAGAGUGCCCCCGAGGAUGAGAAGAAGGAGCUGCCACCCGAGGAGGGCGACAUAGAUCUGAAGAAGGACAAUCACAUCCUGAAACACAUGGGCUUGGCUGAUGGCUCUCCCACCAGUGUCGAGCUAGACCACCUCAACUUCAUCAACAAUCCCUACCUGACCAUUCAGGUGCCCAUCGCGUCUGAGGAGUCGGACCUGGAGAUGCCCACGGAAGACGAGACCGACACCUUCUCGGAGCCUGAGGAUGGCAAGCAGCCACAGCCCCUCUACGACGGGAACUCCUCCGUCUGCAGCACGGCCGACUACAAACCCCCUGAGGAGGACCCCGAGGAGCAGGCCGAGGAAAACCCCGAGGGGGAGCAGCCCGAGGAGUGCUUCACUGAAGCCUGUGUCCAGCGCUUCCCCUGCCUCUACGUGGACAUCUCUCAGGGCCAUGGGAAGAGGUGGUGGACCCUCCGCAGGGCCUGCUUCAAGAUUGUCGAGCACAACUGGUUCGAGACCUUCAUUGUCUUCAUGAUCCUGCUCAGCAGUGGGGCCUUGGCCUUCGAGGACAUCCACAUCGAGCAGCGGCCCGUCAUCCGCACCAUCUUGGAAUAUGCCGACAAGGUCUUCACCUACGUCUUCAUCAUGGAGAUGCUGCUUAAGUGGGUGGCCUACGGCUUCAAAGUGUACUUCACCAACGCCUGGUGCUGGCUCGACUUCCUCAUCGUAGAUGUCUCCAUCAUCAGCCUGGUGGCCAACUGGAUGGGCUACUCGGAACUGGGACCUAUCAAAUCCCUGCGGACGCUGAGGGCCCUGCGUCCCCUAAGGGCACUGUCCCGAUUCGAGGGCAUGAGGGUGGUGGUGAAUGCCCUCCUGGGAGCCAUCCCCUCCAUCAUGAACGUGUUGCUCGUCUGCCUCAUCUUCUGGCUCAUCUUCAGCAUCAUGGGCGUCAACUUGUUUGCCGGCAAGUUCUACUACUGCAUCAACACCACUACCUCUGAGAGGUUCGACAUCUCUGAGGUCAACAACAAGUCCGAGUGCGAGAGCCUGAUGCACACGGGCCAGGUCCGCUGGCUCAAUGUCAAGGUCAACUACGACAACGUGGGCCUGGGCUACCUCUCCCUCCUGCAGGUGGCCACCUUCAAAGGUUGGAUGGACAUCAUGUAUGCAGCCGUGGACUCCCGGGAGAAGGAGGAACAGCCAAAAUACGAGGUGAACAUCUACAUGUACCUCUACUUCGUCAUCUUCAUCAUCUUCGGAUCCUUCUUCACCCUCAACCUCUUCAUUGGCGUCAUCAUUGAUAACUUCAACCAGCAGAAGAAGAAGUUUGGAGGGAAAGACAUCUUCAUGACGGAGGAACAGAAGAAAUACUAUAAUGCCAUGAAGAAGCUGGGCUCCAAGAAGCCUCAGAAGCCAAUUCCCCGGCCGCAGAACAAGAUCCAGGGCAUGGUGUAUGACCUUGUGAUGAAGCAGGCGUUUGACAUCACAAUCAUGAUCCUCAUCUGCCUCAACAUGGUCACCAUGAUGGUGGAGACGGAUGACCAGAGCCAGCUCAAGGUGGACAUCCUGUACAACAUUAAUAUGAUCUUCAUCAUCAUCUUCACGGGGGAGUGCGUGCUCAAGAUGUUCGCCCUGCGCCAGUACUACUUCACCAUCGGCUGGAACAUAUUCGAUUUUGUGGUUGUCAUCCUGUCCAUUGUGGGCCUGGCGCUCUCCGAACUGAUCCAGAAAUACUUCGUGUCACCAACACUGUUCCGUGUGAUCCGCCUGGCACGGAUUGGGCGCAUCCUACGGCUGAUCCGUGGGGCCAAGGGCAUCCGGACGCUGCUUUUUGCCCUCAUGAUGUCACUUCCUGCCCUCUUCAACAUCGGUCUCCUCCUCUUCCUGGUCAUGUUCAUCUACUCCAUCUUCGGCAUGUCCAACUUUGCCUAUGUCAAGAAGGAGUCAGGCAUCGAUGACAUGUUCAACUUUGAGACCUUUGGCAACAGCAUCAUCUGCCUCUUUGAGAUCACCACAUCAGCUGGCUGGGAUGGGCUUCUGAACCCCAUCCUAAACAGUGGGCCCCCUGACUGUGACCCCAUGCUGGAGAACCCAGGCUCCAGUGUCAGAGGUGACUGUGGCAAUCCCUCCAUUGGCAUCUGCUUCUUCUGCAGCUACAUCAUCAUCUCCUUCCUCAUCGUAGUCAACAUGUACAUUGCCAUCAUCCUGGAGAACUUCAACGUGGCCACUGAAGAGAGCAGCGAGCCCCUCUGUGAGGACGACUUCGAGAUGUUCUAUGAGACAUGGGAGAAGUUUGACCCUGAAGCUACACAGUUCAUUGACUACAGCCGCCUCUCCGAUUUCGUGAACACCCUGCAGGAGCCACUGAGGAUCAGCAAGCCCAACAAGAUCAAACUCAUCACACUGGACCUGCCCAUGGUGCCAGGGGACAAGAUCCACUGCCUGGACAUCCUCUUUGCCCUGACUAAAGAGGUCCUGGGGGACUCUGGGGAAAUGGAUGCCCUCAAACAGACCAUGGAGGAGAAGUUCAUGGCAGCCAACCCCUCCAAGGUAUCCUACGAGCCCAUCACCACCACCCUCAAGAGGAAGCAUGAGGAGGUGUGUGCCAUCAAGAUCCAGAGGGCCUACCGCCGACAUCUGCUCCAGCGCUCUAUGAAGCAGGCAUCCUACAUGUAUCGCCACAGCCAGGAUAGCAAUGGGGAGGGGGUCCCAGAGAAGGAGGGGCUGAUCGCCAACACCAUGAGCCAGAUGUAUGGCCAGGAGAACGGGAACAGCAGUGUGCAAAGCAAGGGUGAGAAGAAGCCCUCAACAGAGGAUGCUGGACCUGCCGUGGGACUCACACCCAUUGGCCCUUCAAACGCUGCCCUCCCUCCCUUCCAACCAUCGAGGCAGACAGUGCGCCCAGGGGUCAAAGAGUCUCUUGUCUAG